UCUACUUCGUCACCAUUCGAGCAUAAGUGGUUAUUUACUAGAAAGCUAGAAUUAAAGGUUGGAGACUGCUCCAGAUAGUAACCAAUGCAAUAAUAUUAAGGUUGGAGACUGCUCCAGAUAGUAACCAAUGCAAUAAUCGGCAUGUUUCAUUAUGCCUAACCUACUGAAAUCCCCAGUGGAUUACUUGUAUAUAAAUCAACCUAACAGGAGCUUGCUAUUUCAUUGACUCCUUGCAACAUUAUUCCAAUCAUGGAUCUUUCUAUCCAAUUAACUGUCAUAAGUUUGCUCGUUUCUCUAAUUUUUCUCAUUCGCGCAUGUCUUAAAAAAAAUGUGCAAGAUUCCAAGUCUAGAGAAGCACCGGAACCCGCCGGUGGAUGGCCAAUCAUAGGCCACCUCCACCUUCUAGGAGGCGGAGACCAGCUUCUUUACCGAACACUUGGGGCAAUGGCGGACAAGUACGGCCCAGCCUUCAACAUCCGCCUCGGCAGCCGCCGAGCUUUUGUAGUGAGCAGCUGGGAAGUAGCUAAAGACUGUUUCACAGUCAACGACAGGGCACUCGCUUCUCGACCCACGACGGUGGCCGCCAAGCACAUGGGCUACAACUAUGCCGUGUUCGGCUUCGCGCCCUACAGCCCAUUUUGGCGGGAGAUGAGAAAAAUCGCAACGCUCGAGCUCCUCUCGAAUCGAAGGCUGGAUAUGCUCAAACAUGUCAGGACGUCAGAACUCGACAUGGGCAUAAAAGAACUGUAUAAUUUGUGGGUCCAAAACGGAGGUUUACGACCUGCCGUUGUCGAGCUCAAUCACUGGUUGGAGGAGCUGACGCUUAACGUGGUGGUUAGGAUGGUGGCGGGAAAGCGUUAUUUUGGCGCGUCGGCGAAAUGCGAAGAUGGGGACGAGGCGAGAAGGUGUCAGAAGGCGAUUGGGCAGUUUUUUCAUCUGAUCGGGAUUUUUGUGGUGGCAGAUGCACUGCCGUUUCUUUGGUGGUUGGAUUUGCAGGGGCACGAAAAGGCGAUGAAGAAGACCGCAAAAGAGUUGGAUGGAAUACUCGGAGGGUGGCUGGAGGAGCACCGCCAGAGGAGAGGAGCUUCUCAUGGUAAGGCGGAGGAUGAAGGAGGUGAUGAGGAUUUCAUUGAUGUCAUGUUGUCUCUUGAGGAGGAAGGGCAGCUUUCAAAUUUUCAGUAUAGUUCAGAUACUAGCAUCAAGUCUACCUGUCUGGCGCUUAUACUUGGUGGGAGUGACACGACAGCAGGAACUCUGACAUGGGCAAUCUCAUUACUCAUAAACAAUCCCCAUGCCAUGAAAAAGGCACAAGAAGAGCUAGACCUCCACGUCGGCACAGAAAGACAGGUUGAAGAAUCCGACAUCACGAACUUGGUAUAUCUCCAAGCCAUAAUCAAGGAAACUCUGCGUCUGUACCCAGCUGGGCCCCUUUUGGGACCCAGAGAAGCUCUGGAAGACUGUACCGUAGCAGGGUACCGCGUGCCAGCCGGCACCCGGCUAGUGGUCAACGUGUGGAAGAUUCAAAGGGAUCCUAGGGUUUGGGAGAGCCCAUCUGCUUUUGUUCCUGAGAGGUUCUUGGAAAGCCAUAGCCAUGUCGACGUCAGAGGCCAACAAUUUAAUCUGAUGCCGUUUGGCUUUGGCAGACGGUCGUGCCCUGGUGUGUCGUUUGCCAUGCAGGUUCUUCACCUAACGCUUGCUCGACUGCUGCACGGGUUUAAGAUUGAAACGGCGUCGGGUCAGGCUAUUGAUUUGACUGAGAGUCCUGGUCUGACCAUUCCGAAAGCAACUCCUUUGGAAGCUCUCCUCAGCCCACGUCUACCUAGUGAACUCUAUCUCUAGUCAAAGUGUCCGAACCACAAUAAAAUUUGAACUGCUUAAUUGUUGGUUAAUUAAGGAGGUUUAAACAGCUUUUAUUUUGAUGUAAGAUGUGUCUUUUCUUCUUGUCAUGCUACAAGCUAUCGAGAGAGGAGAAAAUGAAUCCAGUAGUGUGGUAUGUGGUAUGAUAUUCUAGUGAAUAUGAUCGUUGGUAAUUUACUCAUAUAUUUUAGAUUCGAAACUAUCUCACUUUUUAAGUUAUUGACCUAAUUAUAGGCCUUUUUUUCUUGUUAUUAUGUUUUGAAAAAUAUAAAAUUAAAUUUUAUUUAACCAACUAAAUUACAAAUCCUAAUAGUUAUAAUACGAGCCUUCACAUGAUAAUUUACAUAAUAAUUAAAAAUUAAACAGUAGUGUUAUACAAUAUCGGAUAAGUUUAAAUAGUUACACCCUCCAUUGUGAUCAAAUGGAGAAAGAUAAUCUCUUCAACCUGACAUGAUGAACUGAAGAACGUCAUUUUAUUUCUAAGUGUUUAAUAUUUAACAUAAGUAUCUCACCACUUGUAUAGUAACAUGUGAUAUAGCACUUCGUGUUCCGAAUACCCUAAAAACCUCUCCUAUGCCACCUCACAUUUUUAUCACUAUUCUUAUUCCGGCUUCGUGACAUAUUCUGCCAAAAAUAAAAUGUUACGGAGAAUCUAAGGCUGGUUCGAUAUGGGAUACUGAACCGAAACCCUUGUCUCAAUUCCCAAACCAAAGUUUUCGGGAAUCCCAAUUUCGAGACCAAUCCCAAACCAGGAAUGCCGAAAUAGUUUCGGGAUUUCGGGACAAAUCAGGAAUCCCGAAAUAGUUUUGGGCUUUUGGGCUAAAUUUAACCUUGUGAAUAUAAAGCCUCAACCUUCCAUGUUUCCCCAUGAACCAAAAGUUCUCUGCAAGAAUGUCUUGAGGACAGAAUGGGAAUCCAUGUCUUGAGGACAGAAAGUGACUGACAAUAUAGGGCGGAAGACUAAAAAUGGUCUGGAAACCAACUUGGAGGAAGAACAACUUCAAAAAAAUUUGAGAUUACUAAAACUCUUAAAUGUCGUGAGGAAAAUCUGUUCUCCACUUAUUAUAGCUUACUGCGUAUAAUACUGUGCAAUUCAAAAAAACAAAACCCCAAGAAAGGGCAUUCCAUUCACCCACACAGAGACGGCAUUAUCAAAUGUAAACCAUAUCUAUCAGAAAACUCCAGUUAUAAUGCAUUACGAUGAUGCUUUAGACCAAAUAUGCUGAUAUACUUACAUAUUGAGAAGAGAAUAACUUUAAACGAAACAUAGUUGGCAAUAUAAUAAUUUCCUGACCAAAGGUUUUCUAUGAUAUCGUUCUCAGAUUGGAUGUUAGACUCGGAAGAAAGAUUAAUAAUAAUUCAAUGUUACUUGAUGAACAACGGAAAUUAACUGAAAAAGCUGUCAAUUAUAUAUUCUUUGGAGAACUUUUAAGAACCUCAAUAGCACUAAUACGAAAUGUU
Molecule: messenger RNA, 3318 nt
Organism: Pyrus x bretschneideri (Chinese white pear)
Lineage: Eukaryota; Viridiplantae; Streptophyta; Magnoliopsida; Rosales; Rosaceae
Product: xanthotoxin 5-hydroxylase CYP82C4-like
Exons: 2
Coding region: 250-1839 (529 amino acids)
Biological process (GO): defense response to other organism
Molecular function (GO): iron ion binding; heme binding; monooxygenase activity
Source: RefSeq, a predicted model, not a curated record